AUGGCCCUCAACUCGCUAUGGGCGCGAAUCAGAGGUAGCGCAGCAGCAGGAGGGAGCAGCGCCCCCAGCCUCGCCCGAACGACGGCGCUCAACCUCAUCGGCUUCGCGACCUGGAUCCCGGUGAUUGCGUGGUUCAACCUGCACGUGGCGGAGCUGACGGUCGUGGACGGCAACUCGAUGUACCCGUUCAUGAAUGCGGACCGGGACUCGUCGCUGCGGAGGGACGUGGUGCUCAACUACAAGUGGGCGCCGCAGGAGGAUUUGCAGCGGGGGAUGGUGGUGACGCUGAGGAGCCCAUUCCAUCCAGAGGUGAUUGCCGUCAAGAGGGUCGUUGCAGUAGAAGGCGACGUCAUCAAGACAAAGAAGCCGUAUCCCGUCUCGACGGUGAGGAUACCGCAGGGUCACGUCUGGGUAGAGGGAGACGGGCCGCCGGGGUCGAGCCUGGACAGCAACACGUACGGGCCCGUUUCGAAGAGGUUGCUGACGGGGAGGGUGACGCAUAUCGUGUAUCCGCUGAGGAAGUUUGGGCCGGUCAAGUGGUGGGAGCAUGACAGGCCGUUGGUGGAGUGA
Molecule: messenger RNA, 570 nt
Organism: Trichoderma citrinoviride
Lineage: Eukaryota; Fungi; Ascomycota; Sordariomycetes; Hypocreales; Hypocreaceae
Product: LexA/Signal peptidase
Exons: 2
Coding region: 1-570 (189 amino acids)
Biological process (GO): mitochondrial respiratory chain complex assembly
Cellular component (GO): mitochondrial inner membrane peptidase complex; membrane
Molecular function (GO): serine-type endopeptidase activity
Source: RefSeq, a predicted model, not a curated record